Molecule: messenger RNA, 2153 nt
Organism: Mytilus californianus (California mussel)
Lineage: Eukaryota; Metazoa; Mollusca; Bivalvia; Mytilida; Mytilidae
Product: aminoacylase-1-like
Exons: 16
Coding region: 111-1328 (405 amino acids)
Biological process (GO): amino acid metabolic process
Cellular component (GO): cytoplasm
Molecular function (GO): aminoacylase activity
Source: RefSeq, a predicted model, not a curated record
GUCCCGAAUCUUGACCCACACAGGUGUUUUCAUUCCGUUUUUCCUAAGUUAGGAGGAACGUUAAGAAUCACACUAGCAUUGUUGCAAGGAAAGUAUAUACAUCAGAAAAAAUGCCAGAAAGUAACAAGCAAGAAGAUCCAGCUGUCACAAGAUUUAGACAGUAUUUACGUAUAAAAUCGGUCCACCCAACUCCAGAUUAUGAUGGAGUUAUCAAGUUUCUUAAAGAUCAAGCAAAGGACAUUGGUCUGCCAUUUGAAACAGUUCAGGUACACCCUGAAAGAAUUGUAUGUAUAAUGACAUGGGAAGGAAGAGACCCCUCACUACCAUCAGUUGUACUGAAUUCACAUACUGAUGUUGUUCCUGUGUUUGAGGAACAUUGGAAAUGUGAUCCAUGGGAUGGAGUAAAGAUGGAAAAUGGAGACAUCUAUGGAAGAGGAACACAGGACAUGAAAUCGAAUGGAUGCCUAUACAUGGAAGCUGUAAGGAGAAUGAAGGCUAAAGGAAUACAACCAUUGAGAACUAUUUAUUUAACAUUUGUACCAGAUGAAGAAAUUGGUGGUGCUCUUGGAAUGAUGAAAUUUGUACAAACAGAGAAAUUUAAGAAAAUGAACGUAGCUUGUGCUAUUGAUGAAGGUCUGGCAAAUCCAACAAAUGCUUUUACUGUUUUCUAUGGGGAAAGAGCACCUUGGUGGGUUCGUGUCCAUUGUCCUGGAAAACCAGGUCAUGGUUCAAGAUUUAUUGAAGAUAAUGCUGCAGAAAAGUUUAGAAAAGUCAUAAAUAGUUUCCUUGAAUUUAGAGCACAGGAGGAGAAAAAGUUAAAAGGAAAUGCAUGUAUAAAGCUGGGUGAAGUCACAACUGUAAACUUGACAAAUGUACAGGGAGGAUCAUUGACCCAGUUUAACCUGGUACCAACAGAAUUUUGUGCAGGUUUUGACAUAAGAAUAACCCCAACUGUCGACUUCAAAGAAUUUGAAGACAAGAUUAAGAAGUGGUGUGCAGAUGCUGGGGAUGAUGUGAAAUAUGAGUUCAAACAGAAAUGUGAAAUUCAGUCAUUAACAUCAACUGAUCCCUCUGAUCCAUGGUGGAAUUGUUUUGAAACAACUUGUAAACAAUUAGGGAUGACAUUAGAAGCAGAGAUCUUUCCAGCAGCUACUGAUAGUAGAUUCUUCAGAGAGCUUGGAAUUCCAGCAUUUGGUUUCUCACCAAUGAAUAAUACGCCAAUCUUACUUCACGAUCACAAUGAAUUCCUCAAUGAAAACAUUUUCCUCAAAGGCAUUGACAUUUUUUGUGAAAUAAUUCCUGCACUAGCUAAUUUGAAGGGGAAAUAAAAUGACAAAGUGCAAAUGAUAUCAGACAAGAAAAUCAUGUUAUCCCGGUAAAAUAGUUAUGUUUACAAGAAAUACCGUUGAAAAAUACUAUGUUCAUAAUUUUGAAGUUAAACAUCAGUUUAGCUUGGUCGACACAAGGAUUGCUAUAUGUCAAUUUUGUCAAAGGAAAAUUGUGAGCUAUUGCUUUUGUGUGACAUUUGUCUACAAACCUGUACCUAUAAUUUUCAAAUUUUCAUCAUCUGAAACCUAAAUUAAGAUUAAAAUUUAUAUACCAUAGAUAAAAGGUAAAAUCACAAAGCAUAAGACACACUCAACAGUCAAAGGUACAAGAUAUAAAUCUGUACAAUAUGUUGAUAUAUUUCUUCACCAAAUUGAACUUUUGUAUAGUCAUUACUCAUAGAGUAUAAAACUCAAUGGUAGAACACUCAGACUCUCUUGGUCAUUCUUUAUAAGUUAUAGAACUCAACAGCAAAAUCACUUAUUGUCUAAUCAAUAUUUCAAUAAUUAGUAAAGUCUAGAAUGAUAUCAGGGAGGAACAUGGUUUAAAGGGUUGUUAUCUUUUAAUAUCACAAUCAGUCAGAACCUAAUUCAUUUAGUAAGCAUUAUGUGAUGAUACUAGAGAAUUGUCAGUACCUUUUUAGCUCUUAACCAAUCCUAAAUGAGUACUGCUUUGUAUUAAUAUGUGCCAUACAUACUGAUAAUGUAUGCUAUUUAGAAAAUAAUCAGAUGAGAAUAUUUUUGUCCUUUUUUUUUAAUGAUUUUUGUUACUAUAGCUUUUAAUUGUUUUUGUGAUUUAUAACUUCUAAUAAAACAUGUAAAAUUCUA